Molecule: messenger RNA, 768 nt
Organism: Penicillium verhagenii
Lineage: Eukaryota; Fungi; Ascomycota; Eurotiomycetes; Eurotiales; Aspergillaceae
Product: SGNH/GDSL hydrolase family protein
Exons: 5
Coding region: 1-768 (255 amino acids)
Molecular function (GO): hydrolase activity, acting on ester bonds
Source: RefSeq, a predicted model, not a curated record
AUGACGGUCUCCGAUGAAGUUUUUGGCAAGCCGUAUGAUCAGUUCCUCCUCUUUGGAGACUCGAUCACCGAAAUUUCCAGCAAUCAGGAUCUGGGAUUUGGCUUUCAGCCAGCAUUGCAAGACGUAUACUGUCGCAAGUUGGAUGUCCUGAACCGUGGAUUUUCCGGAUAUUCCAGUGCCCAUGCCAUCAAAGUCUUUCCCAAAUUCUUUCCGUCGCCGGAGACUGCCACAGUGCGAUUCAUAGCUAUCUUCUUCGGUGCCAAUGAUGCCGCAGUUCCUGGACAUAACCAGCAUAUUCCUCUUGAGCAGUACAAGGAGAACCUGCGGCAAAUCACUCAACAUCCAGCAAUGCUUGCCCAAAAUCCCCACAUUAUUUUCAUUACUCCUCCACCAGUGAACGAAUACCAAUUGGAGGGCUUCGACAAUGAUAAAAACACUGUUCACCCCAGCCGGACUGCCGCUAUCACAAAGACAUACGCCGAGGGAAUGAAAGAGCUCGGUGCAUCGUUGAAGAUUCCAGUGGUGGAUAUCUGGUCUGCCUUCACGUCGUCGGUGGGUUGGACAGAAGGCCAGCCUCUCAUUGGAUCUCGAGAGGCACCCAAUAGCAAGGCAUUCAGCGAUCUUUUCACCGAUGGAUUGCAUCUGACAGCCGCUGGAUACCGCAUUGUCAACUCUGAGUUGCUGAACACACUCAAGGCUAAUUGGCCUGAACAAGGCCCAGAAGCUCUGCCGAUGGUUUAUCCUCCGUGGCCUGAGGCGCCUAAAUGA